AUGGAUGCGUAUGCCUGCGUUUACUUUGAGAAUGUUCCCUCGAUCCCCUACCUGUCUGACUUUGGUGCUUCGUGCUCCGGUUUCGUUGUGGAUCUUGGUCUUUCGUGGGAUCUGACAGCUCUGACUCAGGAGAAGUGCGCUGUCUGUUGGGAUGUACUGUCUCCAGGCAGGCAAUUACGUUGUGGGCACGUUUUUCAUGACGCUUGUCUGCGCUCGUGGAUUGGGCACAUGCCCACAUGUCCUACCUGUCGCGCAAACAUCCCUGAGCUGGGGCCGUCCAGGGGCGAUGUGAUACAGGAAAGGGAGUUAUAUGCAACUGGGUCCUCCAAUGUGGCUUCCCCAGCAGGUCAUAUCCCGUCCCCAUUGUCGCCUACCUCGGAGCAACAACGUCGGCUUCAAGCUGCGCAACCGACAACUACGGCAGACUCAUCUUCCAUCAGAAACGUUAGUGAAAAUGGUGUCUCUCUCGCACUUCCCAAUGCCGACGCCACUUUUGCUUCCAGGUCUCAUCAAUUGGGUUCCGGGCUGUCUGGAGUGGUGGCUCAGCUAGCCGACGAGUUGUCUACGGCCUUUGCUGCUCUGAACAAUAGGAGCGGCGUGGACAGUAGUACCAUGCAGCAUGUGUCAACGACAGUAAUUGUCAACAACCUUGUUGACGCUCGACGGGACAUAUUGCCCUCACACUCUCUCGGAAACUCUGACCUUCCAGUCAAAUUUCUAGGAGAAUUGGAAGCGGAAUUGAUGACCUAUCUGGAGCCCUCAGAAUCUACCGCUGAUGGGGUGGCAACUAAUGAAUUAUUGUCUCUCCCAAAGCAGUCCUCGGAAAUUGCUGGUCCAUCUGUUGCCGACCCAAGCCAACCAUCUUCAUUAUUAGAAGACCCUGAUAUAACAGAAGUCGCUCCCUCUCUCCCUUCAAGUCCUUUAGAGUCCUGUGAAGACAGCUCAGAGGAGGAGUCCUCACCCAAAAAGAUUGUGCGUCAGGCCAUUCGUGUGCUUCUGCUGCGAGCCGGACAGGCGGCCGAGGCUGCCCACCGCCUACGUUCGGUUAACAGGCAUCGACAUAGAGGCAAGACCCCUGUCUGCUCUGCCUCGUCUGCUUUUUACGGAGAACUACCUGCAGGCGAAUGCAACAUUCUCAGCCCACCAGUGCUCGAAGAACCCUUAAAGCCUUGUGAGGAGACACCUGCCAUCGUAAGGCCCUUCAUUAUUUUUGACGCCUUCCAAAACCGUUACUGGGAUAUUGAAGUUAAUAUGCAACUAGACUGA
This is a messenger RNA of Dibothriocephalus latus, 1266 nucleotides long. NCBI's taxonomy places the organism in Eukaryota, Metazoa, Platyhelminthes, Cestoda, Diphyllobothriidea, Diphyllobothriidae. The record is from the annotation of a GenBank genome assembly.